AUGGUUCCUAUACGACUUCUAUUCCUGUUGCCAUCAGUUUUUUCGUUAAAUGUGAUCAUCUACAAUGUGCUGUUCUCCCAUUCGCAUACCCGACAGAUUAAUUUACUGGCGGAUGUGCUGGCGAAAGACGGACACAACGUGACGAUGAUGAUGUCAAAUGCAAUGGAGUACGGCACAAUCCAAAAACCCGAUAACGUCGAAAUUGUGUGGAUUGAGCAAAGCCCGGCCAUGGAAAAACUUAUUACACCUGAUGCUCUGGACAAUUUUAAUAAGCAACUAUGGACGACGGAUGCGACACCGGGUGCUGGUUUUGAGAUUUUCGCCAACUUGACCCUACUAUUGUCAUACCAAUGCGAAGCAGCAAUCCUCAAUCCGGCAGUAAACGCCCUACGUCAACGCCAUUUUGACGUUGGUAUCAGCGAAGCCUUCGAUUUUUGUGGAUUUGGCCUUCUUGAAAUGAUUGGUGUGAAAACCUGGGUCAGCUGCACAACAUCCAUAACCCUCGACCACCAAGCCUAUCUUCUUGGUGUCCCUCGGGCUCCUAGUUACGUUCCAGCCGCUCUCGGAAAUACAAACGAAAAAAUGACCAUCACCCAACGGGCCGCAAACGCUGUGUCUUCCAUUGUUGGUCAAUACUUGUUCCUACAAAUUGCUGAUAACCAAACUAUAAUUUUCCAGCGAUUAGUGGGCCCGAAUUUUCCUACAAUGAGGGAAUUAGUAUCCCGCUCAGCUCUCCAUAUUACAAAUUCCAUUCCGCUUCUCAAUUUCCCGCAACCAACUUUGCAUAAAGUGAUUGAUGUCGGAGGAAUUGGGCAGAGCAAGCCCAAAACAUUGAGCAAGGAAUGGGCGGACAUUGUGAAAAGCAAGCCAACUACUGUACUUAUUUCCUUUGGAUCCAUCGUUAAAUCUUCGCAUAUGGAUCCCAAACAAAAGGAAGCAAUUUUAGACAUGGCACGAACAAUGAAGGAUACUCAAUUUAUCUGGAAAUAUGAAGAAGAUGACUUAACUAAUGUACCUUCUAAUAUGUAUGUCUCCAAAUGGACACCACAAGCUGAUCUUUUGGCUUCUGGACAUAUUAACCUAUUCAUCACACAUGGUGGAUUGGGUAGCGUCACAGAAUUAGCUUUCAGCGCUAUCCCCGCAAUCGUUAUACCCGUAAUGAUGAGUGAUCAACCAAGAAAUGCUGAAAUGUUGAAAAGACAUGGAACUGCCGAAAGCUUCUCUAAAUUUGAUUUGGCUAAGAAAGAUAAACUUAUGGAACUCGUUUCUAAAAUGAUCAAUGACCCAAGCUAUAAGGCACGCGCCGAAGAACUAGCUUCUAUGCUAAAUCAUGUCCCCUUCAAACCCCAAGAAGUGCUUCUACGAAACGUCGAAUUUGUGGGAAGGUUCGGUUCAUUGCCCCAGCUCGCCCCAUAUGGCCGUGAACUCAGCUUCGUUCAAUACUUUUUGCUUGAUAUCGUUUUCAUUGCGCUUUUUGUGGUCGUAUUCGUACUUUUGCUUGCAAUGUCGUUGUCAUGGGGAGCGCAGUAUCCAAAGUUGAAGGCGAAUCUUCGGCUGUCCAUCAAUCGGAUGAAGAUGAUGGGUAAAAAGAAGACGGAGUUGGCAAUGAAGGCUAGAACCGAGAUUGCUGAUUAUAUUCUUGGCCAUAAAGCAGACCGUGCCCGUAUUCGUGUCGAACACAUCAUCAGGGAAGACUAUCUUGUCGAAGCCUACGAACUGCUCGAGAUGUACUGCGAUCUUCUGCUUGCUCGUUUUGGCCUUAUCGAGCAAAUGAAGACUCUGGACGAUGGCAUAGCCGAGGCUGUGAUCAGCAUCUUAUGGGCAGCACCCCGUAUCACGACUGAUAUCCCUGAAUUCAAGGUGAUCUCUGACCAACUUACGCACAAAUAUGGCAAGCCGUUUGCCGAGGCGGCGCGUGGAAAUCAGCUUGAGGCACCAGCGAAGGUUUCGCCGAAACUGAUCGCCAAGUUGGACAUUUCUGCUCCGCCGAAGCCACUCGUCGAACGGUAUAUGAUUGAGAUCGCCUCCGCAGCCGGCAUCGACUUCAACCCAGAUCCGGAUGUUAUGAGAGAAGACGAGGUGAACCAGGCUGAAAAGAUGCUGAUCGAAUUUCACAAGAAGGGUGGCGGCGGAAACGGCGGCGGCGGUGGUGGAGGACAAGUUGUCAGCCAGCCAACACCACAAAAUCAAGAUGGUGCCUACGGAUGGAACUUCGGAAGUGGUGCUCCCGCACCAGGUGGACCUCCUCCACCUCCUCCAUACAACGGCGGCAACAUUUAUGAGGUACCGUCUACGUCGCCACAAUAUGAUGUGCCCCCUGGAAACGACUACAAUUGGCCAGCGCCUAGCCAGCAAGGAGCACCCGGUGUCAUCCAGCUUCCACAAAUUGGGGCGAAUGGACUCCCGAUCAACCCACCAUCUGGACCACCUCACGCUCCUCCGCCUUCGGCCUAUCCAUUUUUGAGCCAGCGGGGAUCAACCGUCAACCCGAUGCCUCCUGGAAAUGCAUUCAACAAUCCGUCAGCGCCUCCGCAGACUGUCCACAAGCCCGAGGGUCCUCCGCCCAGUGACUUUGGUGAGAUGUCUUCUCCAGCUGUUUUUGGUGUCGUGAAGUGGCGUGAAGGGGAAGACGAGGGCACCCAAUCCGAUGCUUUCGCUCGCGAUGAUGAACAUAUUUAUGCUGAAGUGCCUGUCGAUCACGAAUACCAGUCGCUAGCCGAAUUGAAAUCCACCAGCCAGCCCCACAUCACGGAUUCUAUCGAUAUCGAGCCGGCUCUACCAUCCAACGUCAAGGCGACGCAAACGGACGACCCGCUUCCUGCUCCGCGUUUCACCACACCGCGCCCUGAGCAACUAAUCGGUCUCCCACCACCCGGCGCAGGAGAGCGCUACGUCAUUGGACCGAAUGGUGUACCAAUACUCGUCCGCCAGAACGCUUUCGAUGCAACUACACCAUCCGAAUAUCAAAAUGACCCUUCGUACCAACCCGGCGGCCGAUAUCCAUGGAUCGAUUCGGGCCAGAAGACCCUGGAAAACUUUUCCGAAGGAGAUGCAGGCCUCGGCGAUUUGAGCUUCCCUGAAGUGCCAACAGGUGGGCUGCCAAGUCACAAAAAUAAUGGCGGUUCGGGAGGAGGAGCUGGAGGUGGCGGAAAUGAUCUUGACUUUGAUGAUUUGGCCCGUCGCUUCGAUCAGCUCAAGAAGAAG
Molecule: messenger RNA, 3204 nt
Organism: Mesorhabditis spiculigera
Lineage: Eukaryota; Metazoa; Nematoda; Chromadorea; Rhabditida; Rhabditidae
Source: the annotation of a GenBank genome assembly